Cyanidioschyzon merolae strain 10D is the source of this 624-nucleotide messenger RNA. RefSeq lists its product as hypothetical. The coding region runs from base 1 to 624 and encodes 207 amino acids. Lineage: Eukaryota; Rhodophyta; Bangiophyceae; Cyanidiales; Cyanidiaceae. The transcript has a single exon. The record is from RefSeq and is a predicted model, not a curated record.
AUGGACAAGCUCUUUGUUAUUCGUACCCUGCAACAACCGGGUGUUCAAGAGGAGCUCGCAGAGCGCGGAGCCCUCUGUGCGGGUGCGGGUGCCGUCUCUGGACUCGUAACUGCAGCGGUUCGAGGGUACCGUGUAUCAACAGCUGCCGUCAUCGGCAGUGCUGGAUUUGUACUAGCGGGAGUGCCGUUUUUUGCCUUGCAACGCGUGUUCCAGGAACGGCGGCAGGGCGUUCAAGAUCCGUGGAACUCGGUGCUCGCUGGAGCUUUUGUUGGGUGGUUCGUUGGCCUCGGUAUUAGUGGUCCAGGGCGAUGUCCUCAGAGUGCGCUCACUUUGGCUGCACUCUGCGGUGCUGUGCACUGGUCCUUGUCCACGGUGGGGCACUGGCGGCAGCGAACGCCCGCGUCAAGUUCAGCAGCUGUGCGUAACGAGACUGAAAGCUUCCAGUGGCCCGAGUGGCUACCUAUUCAACCGGUGAGACCGGGGUAUCGGCCACCUCAUGUUGAACUCGCGGAGCUUGUAGCGAAGCGGGCGAGCCUAGAGGAGGAACUGCGGGAACGCAGGGCCCGUCUGGAGCACGAACGAGGUGCCGAGCCGGCGAGUCCUUGCGACUGCUCCCCAAAGUGA